This is a messenger RNA of Paramecium sonneborni, 3221 nucleotides long. The record is from the annotation of a GenBank genome assembly. Lineage: Eukaryota; Ciliophora; Oligohymenophorea; Peniculida; Parameciidae.
AUGUAACAUAAUUUUUCUAAAAAAAUAGAGGAAUUUCAAGAUCUAGAUCCAAGUGAAUAGUUUCCUUAAAGAAGAUUUUCUAAAACAAUAGGUUAUCAAAACAGUUAAUCAAUAUAAGAAGAAGAUGAAGAUCAAUCGUCUUCUAAUGUAUAAUAAUCAAAAGCCAAAUUACCAUUCAUGAAUUCUUCAAUUCAAUAACCUUGUGAAUAAUGUGGAAGUGAUAUGAAAGUUCCAACCAUAUAUACAAAUAUCCAUUCUAUUAAAAGUUUUGAAAAAAACCUCUUUCAACAAGAAUCUAAGAAGUAUAAAGUUGAUUUCGAUUUAUAUAUAGUAAACUAAUAGAUAUAUCAGGAUUUGAUAGUGAAAUAUAAUCUCCUCAAUCAGACUCUGUAUAAAAAUAUAUUAAUAUAGAUCGAGUCCUAUUUGGUAGAUAUAAACAAAUCAUCAACACUUAAUUCUUAGCACAUAAAAUCUAUAAUAAAUAGAUUUGUUCUAAAAAUGAGAAAAAAUGUGGAUUGGAAUAAAUUGAAGGAUUUUACAUUAAUUGAUAAUCAAUCUUAAUGUAAUAUUUAAUGAUAAAUAAUAGUUAAUCCUUAGAUUUACAAAUGGUUUACAAAUCUUUACUUUAUAUUAAGUUCAACAAUCAAUAUCUUAUCAAUUAUAAUGAUACCAUUAUAAAUUGUUGAAGAAUUAGAAUUUGAAAUGAUAGCUUACACUGCUCAUAUUUUAGUCAUUCUCUAGAUUACAGCAGAUAUUCAUUUCAAAAGAGGACCUUUUCAUUUAAAAGAGGGUAACUUUAAUAAUAAAUUCAUUGAUGAAUCCAAAUUAAUGUUAGACUCAUUAAGGAUCAUUUUUGCUAUCCUAUUAGUUUUAGCUUAUUAUUAUAAAAUGAAAUAUCUCAUCAUUCCCUAUUUCAUUUUAUAAUUGAUAAGAUAAGCUGAAUGUUUCGAAAACAUUUAUACUUCGAUUUAGCUAAUUUUUUAUAUAAUUGUUUUAUGGCUUACCAUAAUAAUGUCUUUUGUUUGUCUCUUUGAAUCUGAAUAAUAUGAAUAAUAAGAUGUUUAUUAUUCACUUACUAUUGCCAUAUCUAUUCUUGCUCAUAAUGGUAUUAUUGUUGUUGAUGUUACACCAAUAAAUUCUUUUAUCCUUUAGGUUUAUAUGAUAAUUAGUUCAUUAACCAUGAUUUAUACUGCUACCAUUAUUUUCAUUUGGAUCAAACCAGUUAUUAAAUUACAACAAGAAAAAGAGUAACAUUUGGCAUCAUUUCUUUAAGGAAUCAAAAACAAAAAUAUAGAUUAUGGAUUAUAAUGCAGAUCCUACUCAUAUCUUGAGUAUAUUGUUGAUGUAAAUUGGAUUCUCAGAUUUAGGAAGACAUCAUGAAAACCCGCGAUCUUUUGACUAAAAAAUUAUCUCCUGCACUUCAAGAAGAAUUACAAGUUUCCAUACGUUCAAAAAUGGUAGAGAAAAUCAAACUUUUUAAAAAGUUUUCCUCUAGUCUCAGAUAGUAAUUGAUCUAUUGGUUUGAAAUCGCUACCUAUAAUCCAGAAGAAAAUAUUGUCUAAGUAAUAUUUUAUAACAAAAAGUACUUCUCAGGAACAUCAUAUUGAAGACUUCUGUUUAUAUUAUAUCUUAAAAGGAAAAGUCAAAAUAUAAUUCCAAGGUUAAUUUUAAGGUAAACCUAAUAGAACAUUUGAUACUUUAUCAGAAGGAUAGACUUUUGGUGAAUUUUCAUUUAUUAGUGGAGUUCCAUCAUAUAUUUCAUUAAAUAGUGAAGGAUUGACAACAGUUUUGAGAUUGAGAAGAUCUGAUUUUUUAGAAAUCAUUAAGACUUAUCCUAAAGAUAAUGAAAUCUUUUGUUUUUAUAAAGAUAAUUGUAUUCAAAAUCAUAAUAUGUUUGAAUGUCAUUAUUGUAAAAUUAAAGGACAUAUGCUUUUUGAAUGUUAAUACUUGUAAUAUUAUCCAUAAAAAUUGAAUGUUAUUGAAAAAUAUUUAUAUCCUCAUGUACAAUAGCGUAUAAAAACAGAAAGACGUACUAAAUCACCAAAAACUUUAUUAAUGUUAUUUGUUGUAGGGGAAAGUGCAAAACAAUUUUAAUAAAAAUUAUCUUAGGAGAUUAUGACAUCAGAAGAUUUCCCAAUGUCUUCAUAAUUUCCAUAUAGUGAAAGUAUUAAUAAAAUUUAUAUAUAUAUAUUAAAUUUAUAUAGAUUAAACCCAACAAUCAGCCAGCUAUUUAAGUAAGACUCAAUCGAUCCAUAAAGUCAAUCCAGAAUAACUUAGUGAGAAUCCAGAUAGUAUAGAAGAUCAGUUAUAUGAAGAAAUGAUAAUAGAUCCAGUACUUAAUAAUCAAUUUAGAAAAUAAUAAAAUAAAAUAAGAACAGCUGGAUUUCCAUUUAUGACCGAUAACUUAGGUGCGAAGGUUCAUAAGCCUAUGAUAGAGAGCUUACAUAAAGAUAAAUUAUAAGUGAUUAGCGAAGCAUCAUAAAGUAAAUAAUUUGAUACUCUUAAUUCUAAAUAUGAAGAUACAAAUUAAUUGAGUAUGUAAAGUAGUGGUUCAUAAGCAUUUGCUAAAAAAAAUCAUUUAUAUUCCGCUGCUAGAUCAAUGCAUACUAAAUUGACAUUCAGAUAUCAAUAAUAAUAGUCAAAUUAAAUGGAAGAAUCAAUCUAAUUUUAACAACAACAAAAUUCUGUGAGGCAAACAUCAAAUAGAUCAAACACCUAUUCCAAUCCUCUUUCUAAUAACAUAUCCAAUAAUCCUUCGAUAACUUCAAAGGUACCUACAAAAUCUGCGAGAGUGUCUCCUACUUAAUUUUAAUCAUAGAAGAAGAAGGAGGAUAAAGGAACUCAUAGUGAUUAAUCAAUAUCUGAAUAACGACAUACAAAUAGAAAAAAGAGUACUAAGACAGGUACUAAAGUGAGUAUUCUAUAAUCUUAAUUUCAAGUGAUAAACACUCCUGAUGUAUUAAAAUUGAUUAAUUAAAAAGAAUCCACAUUAUUAAUAUAACGAGAUAUAUUUUAAUAGAUUUGAGAGAAUGCAUAAAUUUAAAUAUUAUAAUCCUCAUAAUAAUUAUGAUAAUGUGAUAUCAAGGUAAUGAAAUGAAAUAUAUAAAAGAACAAAUAAAUUUUAAAGAUUAAAAAAGAUGAAGUCUAGUGUAUACACAGUAAAAUGUUUUGUUUCUACAAGAAUAAAAAAAGUAAAGAGAUUAUUGUAAUAAUAAAUAUGA